AUGGCGGAUCUAGAAGCAGUAUUGGCCGAUGUGAGCUAUCUUAUGGCUAUGGAGAAGAGUAAAUCUACUCCAGCAGCCAGGGCCAGCAAGAAAAUAGUUCUCCCAGAUCCAAGUGUAAGGAGUGUUAUGCACAAACAUCUAACAAAAAACCACGAAGUUACGUUUGAUAAAAUAUUUAACCAAAAAAUAGGUUUUCUGCUAUUUAAGGAUUUUUGUAAUACUGUAUUAGAAGAACAAGUACCACAGUUGAAAUUUUAUGAAGAGAUUAAAAAAUUUGAAAAAUUAGAUUCUGAUGAAGAAAGAAUAAAAACUGGAAAAGAAAUUUACGACCAAAAUAUCAUGAAGGAACUUCUGUCUCAAUCACAUACCUACACAAAAGAAGCAGUCAAUCAUGUUCAAGAAGCUCUUACACAGGCUCAAAAAACACGGUCCUUAGAUCCAGGUAUAUUUGAGCCAUAUAUAGAUGAAAUAUGUAAUACACUAAAGGGUUAUAUAUUUGACCAAUUCCUGGAAAGUGAGAAAUAUACAAGGUUUUGUCAAUGGAAAAAUUUAGAAUUAAAUAUAAAUUUAACAAUGAAUGAUUUUAGUGUACAUAGAAUAAUAGGCCGUGGUGGUUUUGGUGAAGUUUACGGGUGUCGGAAGGCAGAUACAGGAAAAAUGUAUGCAAUGAAAUGCUUAGAUAAAAAACGUAUUAAAAUGAAGGGUGGUGAAACAUUAGCCCUUAAUGAAAGAAUAAUGUUAUCAUUAGUCAGUACAGGGGUAAGGUCACCAUUUAUUGUGUGUAUGACAUAUGCAUUUCAAACUCCAGAAAAACUGUGUUUUAUACUAGAUUUAAUGAAUGGUGGCGAUUUACAUUAUCAUUUAUCACAACAUGGGGUGUUCUCUGAGAAAGAAGUACGAUUUUACGCAUCCGAGGUGAUGUUAGGUCUAGAACACAUGCAUAGUAGAUUUGUUGUCUAUAGAGAUCUUAAGCCUGCCAAUAUAUUAUUAGAUGAAACUGGUCAUGUUCGAAUCUCAGAUUUAGGUUUAGCUUGUGAUUUUUCAAAGAAAAAACCACAUGCCAGUGUGGGUACUCAUGGUUAUAUGGCCCCAGAGGUCUUACAGAAAGGCACAGCAUAUGAUUCUAGUGCUGACUGGUUUUCAUUUGGUUGUAUGCUCUACAAAUUAUUAAAGGGACACAGUCCUUUUAGGCAGCAUAAAACUAAAGAUAAGCAUGAAAUAGACAGAAUGACUAUGACAAUGAAUGUGGAGUUACCUGACACUAUGACACCUGAAAUGAAAGGAUUAUUAGAAGGUUUAUUAAAGAGAGAUGUAGAGGAAAGGUUGGGGUGUAAAGGUCGUGGUGCUGCGGAAGUAAAAGAGCAUCCAUUUUUUAAAGGUAUAGAUUGGACCCAAGUUUAUUUACAGAAAUAUCCCCCUCCCCUUAUACCACCGAAAGGGGAGGUCAAUGCAGCUGAUGCUUUUGAUAUUGGUUCAUUUGAUGAAGAGGAUACCAAGGGCAUCAAGCUUACUGAAUCUGACCAAGAAUUAUAUAAAAAUUUUCCAUUGGUUGUGUCUGAACGAUGGCAACAAGAAGUAGCAGAAACUGUUUUUGAUGCCAUCAAUAGUGAUACUGAUAAAUUAGAGCAGAAACGAAAACAAAAACCAAAAAUUGAUGAUGCUGAUGCAGGUCCAACAGAUUGUAUAGUGGAAGGAGAAGUUCUCAAAUUAGGUGGCCCAUUCUUACAAACUUGGCAGAAAAAACACCUUAAACUCUAUCCAAAUAGAUUAGAAUUUUAUCAUAAAAAUAGAGAUGGACAAAUUGUUAGGAGCAAGGGUGUUGAGUUAGUGUCGAUGUUAGAUCUAAAAGAAGUUUAUAAUGAUUUCCAAAAGCAGAAUAAAACAGAAAAUUGUAUAGUUCUAGUUCUUAAAACAGAUGCUAAACUAGCAAUUACCUCACCUGAUCGUGUGUUGAUAACACAAUGGAAGGAUGAAAUAAUCAACGCAUAUAAAAUGACUGCUCAAAUAAUGGCCAAUAUGAACAAGAAAGCUAGCAAACUCUAUGGUUCCGAUCUUACAAAUAGUCCGAGUAAUGAAAACUUAAAGACUCCUUUGGAGCAUCGUAACAGUAAUGGAGGGAGUUAA
This is a messenger RNA of Lottia gigantea (owl limpet), 2124 nucleotides long. RefSeq lists its product as hypothetical. The coding region runs from base 1 to 2124 and encodes 707 amino acids. Gene Ontology annotation, biological process: protein phosphorylation; G protein-coupled receptor signaling pathway; regulation of signal transduction. Lineage: Eukaryota; Metazoa; Mollusca; Gastropoda; Lottiidae. The record is from RefSeq and is a predicted model, not a curated record. The transcript is spliced from 19 exons. Gene Ontology annotation, molecular function: G protein-coupled receptor kinase activity; G protein-coupled receptor binding; ATP binding.